Phycodurus eques (leafy seadragon) is the source of this 5107-nucleotide messenger RNA. It is a transcript of the gene kpna4, whose product is annotated as karyopherin alpha 4 (importin alpha 3). Gene Ontology annotation, cellular component: nucleoplasm; nucleus; cytoplasm. NCBI's taxonomy places the organism in Eukaryota, Metazoa, Chordata, Actinopteri, Syngnathiformes, Syngnathidae. The coding region runs from base 143 to 1705 and encodes 520 amino acids. Gene Ontology annotation, molecular function: nuclear import signal receptor activity; protein binding. Gene Ontology annotation, biological process: NLS-bearing protein import into nucleus. The record is from RefSeq and is a predicted model, not a curated record. The transcript has 17 exons.
CCUCUCUGUCGAGCAGUGGCGAAAAAAAUAGUCCGCUUACAAGCGAGGCAGAGAAGAGGAACCAAGAGCAACGAUAGCUUAACUGGCUAAUUCCACGAGUGGAACUAACUGCGCCCCAGCCAGUCUCGCCGUAACCGCUAGCAUGGCCGACAACGACAAAGUGGACAACCAGCGACUGAAGAACUUCAAAAACAAGGGUCGGGAUUUGGAGUCUAUGAGAAGACAGAGGACUGAGGUAGUAGUGGAGCUGCGAAAGAACAAAAGAGAUGAGCACCUCCUGAAGAGAAGAAAUGUGCCCCACGAGGACAUUUGCGACGAUUCGGAUGUGGAUGGAGAUUUCAGAUCACAAAAGACCUCUCUUGAAGCAAUAGUGCAAAAUGCCACCAGCGAUAACCAGGGCAUCCAGCUGAGUGCUGUUCAGGCUGCCAGGAAAUUGUUGUCUAGCGACCGCAACCCUCCCAUAGACGACCUGAUCAAGUCUGGGAUUCUUCCUAUUCUGGUUCACUGUCUGGACAGAGAUGAUAACCCUUCUCUGCAGUUUGAGGCAGCCUGGGCUCUGACCAACAUAGCGUCUGGCACCUCCGAGCAGACCCAAGCUGUGGUGGAGUCCAAUGCUGUGCCGCGCUUCCUGAGGCUGCUACACUCCCCUCAUCAAAAUGUGUGCGAGCAAGCCGUCUGGGCUUUGGGCAACAUCAUUGGUGACGGCCCGCAAUGCAGAGACUAUGUGAUCGGCUUGGGCGUUGUCAAGCCGCUGCUGUCUUUCAUCAGUCCCUCCAUCCCCAUCACCUUCCUCCGCAAUGUCACCUGGGUUAUGGUCAAUCUGUGCCGCCAUAAAGACCCUCCGCCGCCCAUGGAGACCAUCCAAGAGAUCCUGCCAGCUCUGGUUGUGCUUAUCCACCACACUGAUGUCAGUAUUUUGGUUGACACAGUGUGGGCUCUGUCCUAUCUGACGGAUGCUGGGAAUGAGCAAAUCCAAAUGGUGAUUGACUCUCUCAUUGUCCCUCACCUGGUUCCACUGCUCAGCCACCAGGAGGUCAAAGUCCAGACCGCUGCCCUGAGGGCUGUGGGCAACAUCGUGACUGGAACAGAUGAGCAGACGCAGGUGGUGCUCAACUGUGAAGCUCUCAACCACUUCCCCGCCCUCCUCUCACACCCGAAGGAGAAAAUUAACAAAGAGGCGGUGUGGUUCCUGUCAAACAUCACAGCAGGAAAUCAGCAGCAGGUGCAGGCCGUCAUUGACGCCAAGCUAGUCCCCAUGAUCAUUCACCUGCUCGACAAGGGUGACUUUGGAACCCAGAAGGAAGCAGCCUGGGCCAUCAGCAACCUCACAAUAAGUGGGAGGAAAGAUCAGGUGGCGCAUCUGAUCGAGAAGCAGGUCAUUCCUCCAUUCUGCAACUUGCUCACGGUGAAGGAUGCCCAAGUGGUGCAGGUGGUCCUGGACGGCCUCAGCAAUAUCCUGAAGAUGGCUGACGACAAGGCUGAAACUAUUGCUAAUCUUAUUGAAGAGUGUGGAGGUUUGGAGAAAGUGGAGCAGCUGCAGAAUCAUGAAAAUGGAGAUAUCUACAAGCUAGCGUAUCAAAUUAUUGAUCAGUUCUUCUCAUCUGAUGAUAUUGACGAAGACAACAGCCUGGUCCCAGAAGCCAUCCAAGGUGGAACGUACGGCUUCAACUCCGCCAACGUGCCAGCUGAGGGAUUCCAGUUCUAGACGGAAUCCGGGGUAUUCUGGAGUUUUGUUCAUGAUGCAGCACUCUGUUCAACAUAAACAAAAUUAGGCGAGAGAGAGAGAGAGAGCGAGAGUGUGAGAAAUUUGAUCCAUUGUGCUUGGCUCGUGGGAUCCAUGGCUGCAUCUUAUCUGAGAGAGAAAAAUGUGUGGAUUUCAUUUGGCAUUCCCAGGGGAAAGCAGCCCAAAUGAAGUUUGAGUUGGCGAGUGGGUGCGAGUGAGAAUGAGUGGCUACAUGUUGCAAAAAAACAAAAACAAAUGUCAAAACCAAGCAAAAAACCUACAUUGAAAUGUGUCGAGAGACACGGCGACGUGACGACUUCAACAACUCGAUGUCCGCCCGAGGAGAACCAACAACACAACAAUGAACUCUUAAUUAUGAACAGAGAUGAAACAAGCAAUCAUCACAAUUCUAGAGUGCGCCACCUUCCCCCAAUCUGCCACGCUAUCAGACGUGUGUGUGAAUGGAGCCUGCGUAUGAAUGUCUGGACUCAGCGCUGAGGAGCCAGGUUCAUCUCCUCUCAACAAGGACGUCCCGACGGGACACCGUCGACCUCUCUCCCCUGGGGGGUGAGGCCAGGAGUCCGGCUGCGUGUCACAUGUGCGAGCGAGCGACCGAGAGAAUGGGCGGAUGGGUUGUGUGUGCGUGACUGGGAGUGUGCGAGGAGGCAUGCAAGAGACUGCAGAGAUACAAAUGCGACAUCUUGAGCAAGGAAAUGCAGCGAGGUUUAGAAAAUGAGAAAGAAAUCCGGCCUAUGAGGCUGAUCCCGCAAAUCCCUGAAAGGAAGAACUUUGGAUAUGGGAAGGAAAAGAAAAAAAAAAAUCAUUGCAAGGAAUAUUUUUUUUUUUUCAAUUACUUAGUUGCUAUUAAUUGACAUUGGACAUUGCUAAUGGCAGAUGCACAGAAGAGGUGCAUUCUAUUAUGAAGAUGCAUUUGGUGGCUUCAGGGCUUUUCUUUUUGCCUCCGGCGUGUUCCUUUUUAUGCUCCCCCCCCAGCUUUUAUUUUCACGGCUUCUGUAAAGGCGAUCAUGACCACGCACCCUCACAUCACAACCCUAAAGCUAUGCCACAACAUAGAGGCUUGAUGCUGUUAAUUUGACACCAUAGUUGUUAUCAACAAAAUGAUCUGCUUAGUUUUAAGUACAGCAGAACCACUGCUUAGCAGUUUUGUUGCCAUAGCUUUGACUUAUCAUGAAUGGGAGAAGUAAACAAUUGCCAUUUUCAUGUAGGAUUGUGAAUCUCAUAACCCUUGCAUGUACUUAAAUGAUGACGCAGUUCCUUUUUUUUUUUAGAGUCUUUUAGUUUCCUUAGGCUGUUGAUACAGUGUAAUUUUUAUUUUAAGUAAACUGUGCUUAAAUGUUAUGUUUCCCUUUCCUUUACCUCCCUACCCCCUUUACCCCCUAGUGUCCCAUUUACAAAAUCUGUAUGGUUUUGCACAUGUACUGCAAAGUGAGGCCUCAAGUCUUUGUUAAGAUGGUUAGGGCUGACCUGCCAGUGGCCUCUACAAUAUGCAUCUCUCGGCCACAAUAUUUGUCUUUGUAGAGGCAUCCCAGGAUGCUUUUAUAUAUAUAUAUAUAUAUAUAUAUAUAUAUAUAUAUAUAUAUAUAUAAAAGUGAUAGUUCUCCUGAAAUAGUAAUUUUUCUCAACUAUCUCAGACUAUGAGGGAAUCUAACCUCACGCUUUUGUUUUUCCCCAAGGCCCAAAGGGUGUCCAAGUGUCCCUAAGUGGAACCUUUGAAAAAAAAUAAAUCAUGAAUACAUUUGCUGGCUCUUUAGUACAUUUGGGAGUCAUUUAGCCCCAUCAGAUUUCCUUCGUUCUUUGCACAAAACUAAAGGUCCCUUGCCGUUUUUUUUUUUGUCUUCAUAAUCAUUGUCCUCUUACGGGGUUUACAAGAUAGUUUGAAAUUGUCCAGAAAAUUAUUCGAUUUUUUUUUUUUUUUUUUUAAAUCGUAAAUGGGCUUCGCUCUGAUUGGAUCGCUCAUCUUCUGCAAUUUAUGGAAAACACUUUGCUCUGAUUGGUCCAUAACACGGUGUCUUCGAGUCUCUGUCUCGAAGCUUGGGGCGGCCAAGCAUUCAUUGCGAUGCUGCAUCCUUUGAGGUCUCACUACCAUUGUGAAGCACAAUUCAAGCAAUGGAUUGUUGGCCCACCAAUAGGGAUUCGAUCUGGAAGGGGAUGUGGGUGAAAAUGAAAAAAGGGGGAUAUUUUAAGGUUAUGCUCAUCCGCUCCCGUUCAUUUGAAUUGAACCUGCUUUGACAACGAAGAAAAGCGUUGCAGUUUCAUCCACCACAGUUACAUUAAAAAAGAUUGUUGUAAAACAAGAUAUGUAUCCUUACAGACAUGAUUUCUAUGGCUGAAGCUCACUUGCUUAAAACCUGGAAAUGCCGUGAAGCUAUUCAGCUGAGUUGAGUGGUUACCAACCACGAAGUGGGCAAUUACUUGAAUAUUAUUUGGCGUAACUAACGCACAUAAAGACAAUCGGCCUGUUUUUGUGCCGAUUUUGCCCCUACCCGACCAAACACGUCAAACGCCAGACAAUCUUUAGUCUUCCAAGAUUAUUUUAUAAGAUUUUCCUUUGGUGACGUGACACAGAAUGUAGCCAAUUAAGAAACCCUGACUCAACAAAAAGAAUCGACCGUAAAUUAAAAAAAGAAAAGCAUGUCUUUGCCCGAUGUUCUUUUUUUUUUUUAUAGACCUAUAAAAGUGGGUUCCCCAGACGGUAACACGUAUUUUCCAAAACAAGCCUAUUUUUUAGGACAUCGCUAUUUUACGAGACUCCGGCUUCGGGAAUGUUCGGGAAUCAUCGGCGCAAAACCGCACGUGUUCCCUCCUCUUCGGUUUUGUGAGAUCACGUGAUUAUGAGAGAUUUUGAGAUCUGCGCCGGAAAUAAAUUUUGAUGUGUGGUGGUGUAUCUAUAUGAUCAGUGCACACAUAUGACCAAAACUGUAAAUUACUUGAUUUUUUUUCUUCAUGUGUGUGAUUUGUCUCAGAUAAGAUUAAUUUUAAGAUUUCUAAAGUCCUGAUGUGUGUACCAGGCCUUAGUAACACCAUUAACGAUUUCAAAUCCUGUUUGCAAGAGGUUUUGCUGUUCAAAGGCUAUUGCAUUGAAUCAAGAAACUGCAUAGAUAUCAAACUUAAACCAGUUCACAGACUAAUUUUGACCUGUAGUAUGCAUAAAACAGUAGAAGAAAAUGAUUUUGAUGACAUGGCACCUUUAACUACUCCAGGUUGGGGUUUGCCUUGAAGCUGUAAUACCAAUAAUGAUGACCCUUUCUGCUCUUAAAAUUUCUGUUGGGGAGGGGAUUUUUUUAUUUAUUUUUUUCAGCAUUGCGCAUUAGUAGAGAUGUGAUUUCAAAUCCUUACAGAAAUAAAAACUGACAGUGAAGACAA